Penicillium alfredii is the source of this 1395-nucleotide messenger RNA. RefSeq lists its product as uncharacterized. The coding region runs from base 1 to 1395 and encodes 464 amino acids. NCBI's taxonomy places the organism in Eukaryota, Fungi, Ascomycota, Eurotiomycetes, Eurotiales, Aspergillaceae. The transcript is spliced from 2 exons. The record is from RefSeq and is a predicted model, not a curated record.
AUGGCUGGGCCGUUAUCCUUACUGCGCCUGCGUCGAGGCAUCUCGCUGGUGGGUCUCAUCACCGCGCUCUGCGGCGGUGCCGUGUUCGCCAUCUGGUAUGGCAUGAACUCGGAUCGCGACUAUAUUCACCCUGUCCUUACGCAUUUAAUUCCCGCCGGCCACUGUGCCUGCCAGACCUCUACGACCUUCCAAUGUUCCUCCUGCCUCACGUGCGCCAAAGAUGCUGCACCCGACCAGUCCACCGACCCCGCCUGGAAGUUCGAGUACCCUCGUGAUGCGCGCGACGAGGCUCUCAGCCAUGCGAAGUGCCAGGCCUCCUUCCCUGGCCUGUUUGAAGACGUGCAGCGGGGUGCGAAGCACUGGCGGUCGCACGGCGGAAUAGCGACCGAGGACCUCGACGCAAUCAAAAUCGAACAGGGCAUGGCCCGUGCCUUCAUUACCCAUGGAGACCUUCAUGUGGUGACUGCCCGCUCUAAGGGCGAAGAUCAUCGACGGAAAAUCUUGGGAGUGUUGGGAUCAAUACACCGCGCGCUGGCCGCUGACCCGGGUCGGGCGUCGCGACGCGAUAUUGAAUUUGUUUUCUCGGUGGAGGAUAAGGUGGACGACGUCACGAACCCGCACAACCCCGUCUGGGUAUUUUCACGCAUUCCCAGCGAGGAAGGCGUUUGGCUCAUUCCGGACUUCAGCUUCUGGGCUUGGGACAACCCCAAUAACCAACUUGGUCCCUAUGAUCAGGUGGUGGACCGCGUCAAGCGCCUGGAUAUUCCCUGGUCAGAGAAGAAACCCCAACUUGUCUGGCGAGGCAAGCCCAGCUUCGCACCCAAGCUGCGCCGCGCGUUGAUUGAGGCGGCCCGCGAUAAGCCGUGGGCCGAUGUCAAACAGGUAGAUUGGUCGACCGGGGCAAACGUGCUGAAGAUGGAAGACCAUUGUCAUUACAUGUUCAUUGCGCAUGUCGAAGGACGGUCUUACUCCGCUUCCCUUAAGUACCGACAGGCUUGUAAUUCGGUGAUUGUCGCGCACAAGCUCCAGUUUAUUCAGCAUCACCACUACCUGUUGGUGGCGAGCGGUCCCAACCAGAACUACCUGGAGGUGGAGCGAGACUUUAGUGAUCUUGGCGAGAAAAUCGAGCCGCUGAUCAGCGACACCGAGGCGGCUAGGCGUAUCGCCAACAACAGCGUUAAAACGUUCCGCGAGCGCUAUUUGACCCCUGCAGCUGAGGCAUGCUACUGGCGGUCACUAUUUGACGGGUAUUCGGGGGUUUGGAACAGCACCGUUGAUUCAUGGUCGGAAAGCAAGCAAACAGAACGCGGACUGCGCUAUGAAUCCUUCGUGCUGCUGGAGAGCCCGAAGAUGUUUGAAUUCGAUGCCACCACUGCCCCACAGGGGACCGCAUGA